CUUCAGCUAUAGCAACUGUGUCGCUCCAGGGCUUUUCUUGAAGCCUACUGAGUAUUACCAGCCUUUUAAGUUCUGACUCUAGUGAAUUAGCAUUUCCCUCCUCCCAUGUCACAGAAACACAGCCUUCCGCCAAAAGAAGUAUUAAGUAUUCGUCACUCCAAUAUAUUCCUGUCAUUAGUUAUGACUCUGGAACGAAUCACAUCUUUCCAAAAGCGCAAAAGUGGCAGCCUGGUCAAAGAUACCACGUUUCACAUAAUCGCAUUCACGAGAGUGACUCGAUGAUCCACUCAUUGAAUUGAACAUGUACCUGGUAUAGGCAUCGCAAAUUAUAUAUCAGUAGCUUUUGUCCUUCUUGCAGUGAUCAGAUUAUAAGUCUAUCGCGAUUACAGGAUCCAUCUAUCUUGCCUGCUCACCACAUCAUGGAGAAGCACCAUAUUCUUCCGUCUUCUCAGACGGAAUCUGGUACUACCAAACUCAAUCUUCUAGAUUUACCGCAAGAAAUCCAAGUAUUGAUAAUCUCCCAUCUGAUAUAUCCAGAUGCGCUCUCCCUAAAACACACUAAUCGACACUUCUACUCCUUUGUAUACACCGGUUUACAUUUGAAGAUAGAGUGGCUGAUUCAGAGACGGCGGCUACACUUGGAUUGUCCGAGUGACAGUAAAUGUGAAUUGGGUAGUGAUGUUAGAUUUUGUCGAGGGAGUGUUGCCUUAUUGAUGAAGAGGAGAAGAGAACAUCAAGAAUGUGAUAGUAAGCCAGGAGGGAGGGGAUGCCUGGUACUAGGGAAAAAUAUUUGCGUCGACAAGAAAGAAAGCAAUCAUGUCAAGGCAGUCUGGAGAUAUCUUAAAUCGGGGAUUCCUCUGUGGUUAGUAGUGGUAACAGUUGCUUUGCUGGCCAUUGUCAUAGCUCCGACGAAAAUAUCGCCUAUCACGGGAAACCAUUGAUAUAAAAAGGGGGGUUGUCAUUAAGAUGUAUACUAGGGACCUUCGGAACAAAUCCAUCUUGUAAUAAUGUUUAAUAAACAAGACGGGUGAAAUUAAUGAUGAGGAAAUGAUUCGCAAUUUCUUCCAUCUUAAUAUCUA
This is a messenger RNA of Botrytis byssoidea, 1079 nucleotides long. RefSeq lists its product as uncharacterized. The transcript has 2 exons. The record is from RefSeq and is a predicted model, not a curated record. Lineage: Eukaryota; Fungi; Ascomycota; Leotiomycetes; Helotiales; Sclerotiniaceae. Gene Ontology annotation, molecular function: protein binding. The coding region runs from base 420 to 941 and encodes 173 amino acids.